AUGAUUAUCUACCCUUCGGUCAAACCACGCCCAAUCGCCAAGGCAUCCAAAGGCAAAAUGAAGCGUGUUCUUCGCAUGGCCUACAGCCGGUCGGAUGAAUCUGAAGUUGUGGUUACCGAGAGUGCCAUCUCCCCUGGUUUAGUCAACGUCCCCGCAGAAUCUUUACAGGAAGGCUUGACUGAGGUAAUGCAUGACGACAGGCCAGCAGGAACCAAGCAGGAACCGCCUCAGAUCACCAAACCCAUCGAGGAUCUUCACGAUGCUGCUCGCGACUCUCGUGACCCCCACGACCCUCCACACGACCUACACCAAGUUCAUCACAAGCUCCCCGUACGUCAUGAUCCUCGUGAGGGUGUCCAGCAAGACCUUCACAGGGGUAACCCUCCACGCCACCCACAGGAACCUCAUCGGGAGGUCACUCCUGACCCUCGCAACGACCCUCGCGAGGGUGGCCCUCUUCGCAACUCUCACGAGCCUCGUCGUGACCCUCGCAAUGCCUUAUAUGACACUCAUCGACCUCUUCAUAGUCAUUCUCGUGAGCCAUGGUACAUGCAUGACGCCAUGCACCGUCGUGAAGUUUAUCUGCGUGAUGAAACUCCUAUGAUUGAGCAUGAUGCUCUCCACUCCCAUGAUGUCUUCUACCACCGUGACUCUCACAAUCACCGCUAUGCCAGUCUGCAACCUCGCAACUAUUAUGAACCCAAUGAGCCUCGCAUUGACAGCGAGUUCACCACGCGGGAUACUUCCCCGGCCUUAGAGUCCCAUUAUACUCACGGUGAGCGUGAACGUGCAUACCCAAGCCGAUACAGCCCAGUGCUCAGUCCCGACUAUGCUCAUGAAAGUCGAUAUGCUCGACGCAAUGGCCUUGACGAGCGCUGGGCAUUUGGUGGAGGAGCAUACCGUGACAGUGGGUACCCUCAAGGUAGAGCUCAUAACCAGGAUUCUAGAUGGACGGACAAUGUCCGUAAUGUUGCAUCUUCAUCUUUGGACAUUCGUCACGACGCUGUCCCGCGAGCAUUUACUCGAGAUCCCACUAACCCUCCGCAUCCUCCUUCAUCAUAA
This is a messenger RNA of Suillus plorans, 1062 nucleotides long. RefSeq lists its product as uncharacterized. The coding region runs from base 1 to 1062 and encodes 353 amino acids. The transcript has a single exon. NCBI's taxonomy places the organism in Eukaryota, Fungi, Basidiomycota, Agaricomycetes, Boletales, Suillaceae. The record is from RefSeq and is a predicted model, not a curated record.